Molecule: messenger RNA, 2807 nt
Organism: Amphibalanus amphitrite
Lineage: Eukaryota; Metazoa; Arthropoda; Thecostraca; Balanomorpha; Balanidae
Exons: 7
Coding region: 246-1151 (301 amino acids)
Source: RefSeq, a predicted model, not a curated record
UUUCAUUGGUUGCUUUGUGUGCAAUUUUUUAUUUAAUGGGAAAGUAACGGAAUCGCGUAAUCUGGGAUUCCUGAGAAAAUAGUCUGGGUCUCAAAGCUGAAGCGGCAUGAUUUGCGGCGGGCCACCCACCUGCACUUCCCUUUCACCAUUUUACAGUGAAACUUGGGCAUCAGCUGGACUUAAUUGGCUACAAUACCACUGAGUGACCCAACACUCAACACAAUACUCAACUUCAACUUCAAAGAAUGGAUGGCGGCGGGAACAUCCGACCUCGGCCUGGUGGACGGGAUGACGCCGUCGCUCGUCGUCGCAACCGAGAACCCGUUCUUCCCAGGUUGACAGAGGUGGACGACGAUGAACAUCGGCUGCCUGCGAACCGUAACGGCACUCGGAGGAGCUAUUCUCCCUCUGCAACAGACAUGUUAUCUAUGUCUGAUCCUCUACCCAUUUCCCGUCCUAACCUGCAGCGUCCUGCGCGUAAAGCUGCAUCUGAGCCUCCAAGUGUGCUCCGGUCAGGCGACAACCCUACGGGAAGCGACGCCACGCAUGCGUCUGAUAAAACAGAUCGAUCUCAUCAAGAGCCAUCCGAUGGACCAAACCAGAGCCUUGCGACCAGCAGGCCGUCCGACCCUACUUCAUACCUCGAGUAUAAUCUUGCCGAUCUCAGCGAGGAACAGUCCUACACCACCGCGUCGGAUGAGCCGGACUGGGUCCCGCGUCACGAGCCCAUCACUGCCGUACCCGAGGACUCUGGUGACCAGGCCGACUCUGAAUCAUCCGACACGGAACCUCAGCGGCGGGCCUGGUUCUGCAGACGUCCGGGCUGCGGCCAUCUCAAUCCGGGCAGCGUCCCGCUGUGCCAGCUCUGCAACGCGGGUCGUCUUCUGGGGCAGCCGAUGGCUGAAGAUGGGGCGGCGAGAGGCGCCCCGAUGGAGCCGCCUCACCGUGCUCGCCGGGCCAGCGGCGACCUCUGCCUGAUCUGCCGUCAGAGGCCGGCCGACCACGCCUUCCUGCACAGAGGCAGGCGUGGGAGGCAGGAGGCGUGCCGCGCCGCCUGCGGCAGCUGCGCCGAGCGCCGCCGCCGCCGCCGACAGCCGUGCCCGCACUGUCGCCAUCCCAUCCAGAUGGUCAUCACAAUAAUUCGCCACUAAGAUGCUCGCGACCGCGGUCCCCAGGUGGUCCGGAGGUGGGAGGACGGCAGCCACCGCUGCGUAGGACCCGAUUUUUCGUUGUAUUUAGCGUUGAUUCUGUUGAUCAUGUAUUCGACAUCAGCACCCGUGUCGAAGCUAUAUCAACGAGUACGAAAUGUGUAUCGUACUUACAUUUGUGAGAUCUAAAGGUCAUCGAGGGGCGCGGCAUUCCGCUUGUCAUUCCUCUGUUUGCGCGAGUUAGUGAUAGAUUUCGCGUAGCACGUGUGAAACUUUACAACCGUAAGUGAUGGUACGGACAUCGGUUGCUACCGCAUGGUUCCGUAAAGCUAGUGCGUUAGAGCUGCUCCUCUGCUUAGUAUGCUGGUAGCUUUUGUAUAUGUCGCCCUGGCGUAGUCUUGCCAGCGCCCGGCGAAAUGCCGUCCUGUGCGGUGCCUUAUCUCCGGAGGGAUUUUCGUAAAGUAUGGGUAGGACAUGGCUGGCCCGUUGGUGCAUGUUGUAUGUACGCUUGGACUGGCCAGCGCGCCUGCUGGACACGCCGACGGACGCCGCCUUCGGCAGCUCAGCGGGUUGGCCUGGCCGGCUGACCCGCGACCCUUCCCCUUCCGGAGAGAGCGUGGAUCGACCGAUGCGUCUGCCUGGUGGACGACGCGGGCCUCCGAGUGGUAUGUACGACAGCUCUCACAGGGCCGCUUCCCGGGUAAUGCUCAAUGGUACCCCAGUAUCUUUGACUGUAAGCUUGUUUGAACCGAAGUGGGCGUCAUUUUAGCCUUUUGGCGUAUUUUCCACACCUUCCCAUACAUUUAAAGUUUGACACAUUGUUAAAUGGAUUUACUCAACCACUUAAAGUAUCUAUGGUCCUAGAUAAUUUGGUCACGAAUUUAGGAGUCAUCAAUUCAGGCGUGCCUUCUAUUGAGGUGGUACUAACGCCUGCGUUUACAGGUCAUCGUGCUUUUGUGAUCCUAGUCAACAUGAUCCGUUAUCCUAGUCAUUGUUAUUUCUAGUCUGAACUCUGAUAUUACACAAGUUCUUUCAUUGUGUUGUUACUGAUUGAUUUAAAAUAUAAAAUGAAUAAUAGCUUUUUAUCGAUGAAAACAGAAAAGCUAUGUCAUUAAGCAUAUUGAAUGUACAUAUUUUACACGUCUAUAUAUUAUAUAAACCAAAUAUUGUAAACUAGUUUUUGACUACAAGGAGAUGUCUAGAGUCGAUAGAUUGUAAUAUAACAAUCUUCCAAAUCUUUCAACAAUCUUUCCAAUCUUUCUUUCUUCAACAAUCUUUCCCCACUCCAUAAUCCCACUUCUUCCUGUGAUACCUGCUCGAGCUGUGUAGAGUGUAGCUCAAUGUAACCAAAUAUGUUCUCUGGUCAGAUGUGGUCGCGUGCUGGAUUAAUGCUGACAUUGAAACUGGCGAUGCGCUGUUCUGUGAUGGUACAACUACUGUGACGUCCGUGGUCCAAUUAUACAUUGUGUAUGUGUGUGUAUGUGUCAUUAUGUAUGUGUCAGUGAAACUUGGCUGUGUUGAUAAUGAACGCUUGACUUUUUACCUUUGUAGCGUUGAAUAAUAAUUGCACUCGCGAAACUUGCGGAUGAUUGUCAUUGUGAUGCUAUGGUAUGUUGAUCUGAUGAAAAAAAUAUAUUCCUUACAGGAAUGAAAAAGAAA